GCUCUCCUUCCCCUUAGAGGUUUCUGUUGUGAGGCCACUUGUCUGUGGAGGUUUGCAAAGCAGUCCACUCAGUGUGAGGUAUCAGCCCCAGCUGGUUCUGGAGAGGUCCCCUGAGGCCUCUUUUUGCGUUGGAGACUGCCCAGCCCUGUGCAGAGGUCUGGAGGGUCGGUGGACCACCGGCAACCUUGGGUACCUGGCCUCUCAGCGGCAGUCCCACAGGCACGCCUUCCCAAUGAGGCUGCACCUGCUCACCUCUAUUUCUGGAGGGGCCUUGCCCUGGUUUGGGGGGGACCGGAGAAGGCUGGCAGAUUUUUCCACCCAGGUCAAUCCCACAUCCCUGAAUUCGCCCACUGGCAGAGGGUCCAUGGCUGCACCCUCCCUGCACCCGUCCAUUGGCCCAGGCCUUGGCUCAUCGCUCGGCUCGUCCAGCCAGCUGCACUCACCCAUCAGCACCCUCAGCUCCCCCAUCAAUGGCAUGGGCCCUCCCUUCUCUGUCAUCAGCUCCCCCAUGGGGCCUCACUCAAUGUCUGUCCCCACAACUCCCACCCUUGGGUUUGGGACGGGCAGCCCUCAGCUCAAUUCGCCAAUGAACCCUGUCAGCAGCACAGAAGAUAUUAAGCCACCCCUUGGGCUCAAUGGAGUUCUUAAAGUGCCCGCCCAUCCCUCAGGAACUAUGGCCUCCUUCACCAAGCACAUAUGUGCCAUCUGUGGGGACCGCUCCUCAGGUAAACAUUACGGUGUGUACAGUUGUGAAGGCUGUAAAGGCUUCUUCAAGAGGACAGUCCGCAAGGACCUCACCUAUACCUGCCGAGACAAUAAAGACUGCCUGAUUGACAAACGCCAGCGGAACCGGUGCCAAUACUGCCGCUACCAGAAGUGUCUUGCCAUGGGCAUGAAGCGAGAAGCUGUGCAAGAGGAGAGGCAGAGGGGCAAAGAUCGGAAUGAGAACGAGGUGGAGUCAACCAGCAGCGCUAACGAGGACAUGCCGGUGGAAAAGAUUUUGGAAGCUGAACUUGCCGUGGAGCCAAAGACAGAGACAUACAUUGAGGCAAACAUGGGACUAAAUCCCAAUUCACCCAACGACCCUGUUACGAACAUAUGCCAAGCAGCAGACAAACAGCUCUUCACCUUGGUGGAAUGGGCCAAGAGAAUCCCCCACUUCUCAGAGCUGCCUCUGGAUGACCAGGUCAUUCUGUUGCGAGCAGGCUGGAAUGAGCUGCUCAUCGCCUCGUUCUCUCACCGCUCGAUAGCAGUGAAAGAUGGGAUCCUUCUUGCCACCGGCCUUCACGUCCAUAGGAACAGCGCUCACAGUGCAGGGGUGGGCGCCAUCUUUGACAGAGUCCUGACAGAACUUGUGUCAAAAAUGCGAGACAUGCAGAUGGACAAGACAGAGCUGGGCUGCCUGAGAGCCAUUGUCCUCUUCAAUCCGGACUCUAAGGGACUUUCCAACCCUGCAGAAGUAGAAGCCCUGCGAGAGAAAGUUUACGCUUCCCUUGAAGCCUACUGCAAACACAAGUAUCCGGACCAGCCUGGAAGGUUUGCCAAGCUCUUGCUCCGUCUCCCUGCUCUCCGGUCCAUUGGCCUGAAAUGCUUGGAGCACCUCUUCUUCUUCAAGCUAAUAGGAGAUACACCCAUUGACACCUUCCUGAUGGAGAUGUUGGAGGCCCCGCACCAAAUGACAUAGACCAAACCUCACCCCAUCGGGUCAGUCCUUUUCUGUCCAGUGGGAGGCAGCCCCCACCUCAAGCCCCUUCUCCCAGCCUCUCUGCCGAUGCCAGAAACAUCUUUUGUUCUGUUCUUCUCAGCCUGGAUGACAUCCCGUAUCCUCGCCUUGGUCUCCAUCUCCGUGCCGCCUUUUGCCCUUUGGGGCUGGUUUGCUCACUGCUACACCUAAGAAAUUUAUUGUUAUUAUUAUUUCUUUUCCAUUACUUUUCUUGGGAUGAAAGGCAGUGGAAUCAGGACAACAAAAGGGAGAGAAAUGGUUUAAAAUCGAAGCAAACCCUAACCCUUUCCAUCCUCCUCCUGCUUGGUUCAGUCAUGCCCCCUGUCGCCUGCCACCCUUUUCUCUUCUGGGUUUUGCUCUUGUGGGGACAUGGGAGAAUUCUCCGGAAAUGGAGUUGGAGGACAAUCUGGUCACGGUGGCUUUUGGGAGUAUCUAAUGGGGAGGCAGGGGGCUGUCUUAUUCUUGCUGUUUGUUUUUUCAGAUCACCUGUUCCUUGGUUUUUUUUUUUUGUACUUUUAUUUUUAAUUAUCCAUUAUUGCCUUCUUCAAAAAGAGGACAUCUUCUCUCAGUAUUGGUGACCUUGACAGUGUCGGUACCCAGCUAACCCAUGACUUGCACAGAGCAUUGUCAUCCUUGGAAAAGAGGAGGGAGGGGACAACAAGGAGGUGGGGGCCAGGCUUUCGUAGUAAACGGUCCCUGCUGGCAGCCCCCUCCACCCGUCCCUGGGAAGACUAGAGGAGGUGAUUUUGGCGACUGCCAUUCGACCCCACAAUUACCCUUCACUCAGUGAGAGGGUGCGUGCACCAUUUUUCCAAAGAUAACAAGCUAUUAUCUCAGCACCAGAGCCAAUCAAAACAUGAGCCAACUUCAAUGUACAGAAUUUUUUAUUGUUUGGGGGGGGAAAGUGUUUCUUUAAGGCUACAGUGACUCAGAUAUCCUUUCUCCCCCACCCCCUUCUUCCCUCCUCUUAGCCUCCCAAUUUCUCCUACUUAUCCUAGGUUCCAAGCCCUUGACACCUACACAUGUACUCAAAUUUGACCAAGGUCAAUCUUACCCCUGGGUGUUGGCCUUUUUUCUUGUUUCCUAAAUUUCUUUUUUUGAACCACUGAGGGCUCUUGUAGUUGGCUGAGACUAGCCACUAGAGUUUCUUGAGGACUUGGACUUCCUAGGUUUGGCUGUCUUAAGGUCAUCAUUUAGCUCUCUUCAAGUAGCUUCUUGGAAGAAAGCUGGCCAUUCCAGAUGUAUUAUAGGCAGCUGUGAGCUCUGCAGCCCACACACAAACACACAUACACACAUUCUGGUGGAUUGCUUUAUGCACCAUUAACACAGGUCAGCUAAAAAGAUUUUCUGCUUGGGCAACUGGGUGGCUCUAUGUCAACGAGCCAUAUGUUCCUUGAGUCCUUUCCAUCUCUAAGACUCCUUAUUCAAUUUUCUGUUAUUCAGAGGGCAUUGAGAUUUGAGGCAAAAAAGGAGUUAAAUCACAAGAAGACCUCUGAGUCUGCCCCACAAUCAGGGCAGUAAAUUACCACCCAAGAAAAGAGAGGAGUCCCCUGGGCCACUUCUUGCCCAUCGUUAAAAGUGAGUAUCUUUGGUGACACCUAAACGUUUUCUGUCUCAUCCUCCUCCAGGUUAUGUUAGGAAAUAUUGCUGGUUUGCUGGAGGCAGCCUGAAAAGCACCAGGUUUCUCUAUGACUAUACUCCAUUAGAUUUCUAGCAUAACAUCAUCUCAGACUUAUGGAGGCUUUUUAUUAAUUAUCUUUGAAGACUCUAUGAAUCUUCUAACUAGUUCUAACUAGUGUUAUCUAGUUCCAUUUAAUGUAGGCAUGCCUUCUACAAAAUGCUUGAUGAGACAGCCAUCCAGCCUCAUCUUGAAUAAUGGGGGCUCGCUAUGUCCUGGGGUAGCCCAUUCCAUUGUCAGACAGCUGAUAGUGAAGAGGCUUUGUCUUGGACCCACAAAUCUUCCUCCUUAUGACUGUUAUCUAAUGAUGUUGGUAAUUAUUCAAUGCUUCUCAGACUCCAAAAACCCAGUGCUUUUAUUAUCAACAGGUGACUUAUGUUCCAGCUCAUAUAGUAGGAGUAUCUUCCUGUCUUUCUAGACAGACGAAUCUAGUUUGAAUUUGGCCUAUUUCUGCUGACCUCCACACUUUUCUUCUUCCAUGCUCAUCCUUCCCAUGCUUCCCACUGGGCCUGAAGUAUUUCCUGUCAACAGGUGCUUCCUCAGAAAGAAAUGAUGAGAGAAGAGCUAAAGAAAAGCCAGGCUGGGGACUCUAGUUGAGGUAGGAGAAGGAAAUGACCAUUCUUUCAGAAUAUUCACUCAGAGCCAAGGAUGAAGUCUCUGUAUUUAUUUAUUUUUUUUUCCCAACAAAGAGUGUUUCUUCAAGGCUUAAUUGAUUUUAAGUUUGAGAUAAUAAGUUAUAAUUUUUUUUAAUGUUUUCUACCUUUUCCCCUAGUCCCUAUUUUCAGCUAGUAGUUGUGCUUGAACAGUAGCUUUGUCCUGUCUGAAGUGAGACAGCAUCAGUUAUGCCUGGCUUAGGGAGAGGAAGACUUCACACCACUGCUCACUGCUCAGGUGUAUCAAUCCUGAACAUUAGAUGAGGUUAUACUUCAGUUAGUCCAACCUGGAGGGAAGGUGGCCUCUUCAGCCAAAAUCUUCCCCCUUAAAUGGCCAAUUCUGAAUGAUUUAAAUGUUGGUUGUGAUUGUGACAUGAGCUCUGUACUUGGAACCAGAACACCAGCACAGUGGUCUAGGUUCUGCCAUUUUUAUGACAACAUGAUCAUGGGAUAAGUUCUUUCCCCUCUUGGAGCCUUGAAUUCCUCAUCUAUGAAAUGAGGGAAUUGGGCUGGAUGAAUUCCCAGACUCAUUCUAAUAUCUAAAUGGGACCUCUUUCUACUCUGGUAGGUAGAGAGGAUUUCUGGUAUACUUGUGUCCAUAGCAGUGUGGAAAAUUGGGUCCACAACCAGCAUAUCUUGCCAUUUCGAACAAAAAUCUGUCAGGCAGAGGUCAAGAGCUAGUCAUCAGCCUUAUGAAAGAUAACCCCAAGUGUUUCUGGGUAAUUCUUCUUUUCCUUCCCACUUACUCUUUGUACUUUCCUCUGGGGUCCCGCCUGGAAAAAUAUGGUGGGAGAAGAUGCUGCUGCUCUUGCCAGCAAGAAGAAAAAAGCUGGAAUGUCUGGUCCUAGCUAUGAAAAGCCUGGGAUAAAUGUAGACUCAGAAUCAUUUGGGAAGAGCCGUGGAUAUAACUUAUCACUGAGAACUUGCUCUCAUAGUGGUAAGGGAUAUUGGGUGCCUGGAGUGGGCACCCAAGUGUAGCACAGAAUCCUUUGUUUUCUCCUGCAUGUUCCAAAGUGAGAAGUCUCCCUCUCUUCCCCAGGAAAUCUAAUUAUGCCACUGUAGCCUUAAAUACACCACCCCAUUUGCAUGAAUCCAUAAUAGGGUUUUAUUUGACUCAUUAAUUUGUAUUUCCUUAAACUCUGGCUUUUUUUUCCUCUUAUCAUUAUUAUUGUUGUUAUUAUUAUUAUAAAUAUACUGCUUGUUUGGAGAGGUGAUAUUUGGGUAAAAUGGCACAUUAUUCAAUAGAGAGUUAGGACUUUUAUUUAACCAGACAUUUAGUAUUCUCACAAAAAUCUGGUUCAAUUAAGGUGAUUUUUUUUGUAAUUAUUAUUAUUUUUUGGUGGGACAAUCUUUAAUUUUCUAAAGAUAGCACUAACAUCAGCUUGUUAGCCACCCUUUGCCCCCAUAUCCCUGUUCUGUCUCUUUUCUUCUGGCUUGGGG
Messenger RNA from Phascolarctos cinereus (koala), 5494 nucleotides. RefSeq names its product retinoid X receptor alpha (gene RXRA). Lineage: Eukaryota; Metazoa; Chordata; Mammalia; Diprotodontia; Phascolarctidae. The record is from RefSeq and is a predicted model, not a curated record. Gene Ontology annotation, cellular component: nucleus. Gene Ontology annotation, biological process: regulation of DNA-templated transcription. Gene Ontology annotation, molecular function: sequence-specific DNA binding; zinc ion binding; nuclear steroid receptor activity.